CCACACCCACCCCCCCUCCAGCUGCCCUCAUGGCGAAGAAGAGCUUCUCCAGAAAGUACAUGAAAAGUUGGUUCUCCCGGAGCGAGGCCAACCUGGACGAGUCUGUGCAGCGGGAGGACGCAGCAGCUGCAGCUGCAGCAGCAUCGAGCAAACAUGAGGGAGAGAAGAAGAAGUUCAAGUUCCCGAAGCUCCGGCUGAAGCCGAAGAGCAGCGCGGGCCCGGAGAGGUCGGCCGGCGGCAGCUCGGAGGUGCUCAGUGCCGCCGAGCCCAUCGACACAGCUGAGGACGCCGAGGCCAGGGAGGACAAGGUCGUCCUGGACCGCAAGAGUGCGUCCCUCUACGCCACCGCACCCAGGUCAAAGAGCAAAGAAUUCAGCUACUCGGAGUUGGACCUCCGCAAGCCCAAGAGGUUUGCCACCUUCUCCUUUGGUCUUAAAAAGAGGAAGAGGAAGGAUGAAGAGAAACUCUCCAAGAGCUCGUUUGUUCUUCAUAGUCCACCCAUCGACGAGCAAGAGGAGACCACGAUGGACCUCAGUGAGAUGGAGCUGGAUCAGGGCCACGUGAAGACGAUGUUCAGUUUGUCUCAGCCGGAGCUCGUCAGCCGCAAGAAGUUCGACAUCCCGUCUCCUCCCCCCGUGGCCACCAAACAAUCAGAGUCACACUUCAGUCUCCCUGACCAAUCAGAGGCCGGCUACACCUUGAACACCCGUCCUGAAGCGAAGGAGCGUCUGAACCUCACCGAUCGGUUCCAUGUGAACGAGGAUUUACCCAAACCACCGAUAGCUUCCAUUCCUGAGCUGCAGCUAGAUGACGAGGAGGUGAACAUUUCCGCUCACCACAAGCUGACCAGAGGUGGCGCCAAAUCACCUGCUCCUUUGACAGACAGCGUCCCUGUUGCUGAUACCCAGAAUGCACCUCACCUUCCAGCCAGGCGGCCUCCGGGCGCGCCGCACUCCUCAGAUCACAAUGCAGCAGUUGUCGAGUCAGUCAGUGGAAGCACCAGCCCUUGUGAUAAUGAUGUCCUCCAGCAGUCUCACACAAACACUGAAAUCUCUCCUCUGGAAUCCACCAGAGUUCCGUUAUCACAUCAUCAACCUGAAGCCUCCGGCGGCACGGCCCCGAGCACCGACCCCAACACCGGUGCUACAUUCACCGAGUCGCCCCUCGUUCGAGAUUCUGCCCCCGGCCGUGAAGACGUCUCGGUGUCUUCGUUUCCCGAAGCUGCCAAGAGCCUCACCACAGCCUCGGCCGACGGCAGAGCCCAGCGCCCUCCCAGCCAGGCUGUGGUUUACGGAGAACUGUACGAUUCACUUUUCCCUCAGAGUUUCUCCUCUGAGGUGACGUCCUCCCUCUCGUACCCUCCUCCCUCCCCUCUUCUCAUCCACACGGAGAGGAUAGAGGUGAACACCACACUGGAGCCGGCCCUGGUGAAGACCCAGAGUGUUGUCUCCUCCCAGCUGUCGUCUUCACACACCCGCAGACCGGACGAUGCAGAAAGCAGAUUAACCAACACACGUGUCGACCCUCGGGAUUUCCAAAUGGACGCAAACGCGUAUCGUCCUUCCUCUCUCGUCUUUAAAGACAUUCCUUCUUCAGAGAGGACCCGCUCGGUUUCCAAUGUGAAAUCAGACUGUGUUGUCAGGUCAGUCCCCACGGGGCAGAGCCCUCCCCCACCGGUUUGUGACUCUGCAGCCUCCCCUGGGGCCGAGACUCGGGUUACUGCCUCCAAACAGAGAGUGAUCCUUGUGAAAGAGUUAGUCACAGAGGAAGCGAGCGCCCACUCCGCUUGUGUCUCUCCUGUCCCGGACAAAAUGAGCGCACUCGAGAGUCUCGAGAUACAAAUCGAUACGACAGAGUUCUUAUACGCUGCUUCCGGUGCAGGGCCGAGGGAGGGGAGCGAGGGGCCUUUGAGCCCAGCGUACCUGAGCGUGGGUUCGGAUGAUGGCAGCGUCAUGGAGGUGUACUACAGCGCCGAGGAGAACAACCAGGAGGAGGAGGAGGAGAGCGAGGAAGAGGAGAUGUACACGAUGUACGAGAGAGAGGAGGUGGAAGGUUUAAAGGAGAGGGAGUGGGGGGAGGUCGUGGAGACGGGGAGAAGCGAGAGAGGUGAGGGAGAAUUCAGGGUGGUGAUUGUUAAAAUGCAGAGUGAGGAAGGAGAUGAGGGAAACAACAUGGAGCUCAUCAGCCAAACUGAAGAGGAGCAGCAUCAACCGAUGGGUCACAUGGAGGAGACUCCAGUGCCAGAAAGUGAGAUGCUGGAGUAUUUGUUGAGCAAUGAUGCAAAGAGGCAGGAGACAGAAGUAGCACCUGCAGUGUUAUCACAGAUUAAAGAGGAGGUGGAGGAGGAGAUGCACACGAUGUACGAAAGAGAGUUGGUGGACGGUUUAAAGGAGAGGGAGUGGGGGGAGGUCGUAGAGACGGGGAGAAGCAUGAGAGGUGAGGAAGAAUUCAGGGUGGUGAUUGUUAAAACGCAGAGCGAGGAAGGCAGCGAGGGCGAAACUGAAGAGGAGCAGCAUCAACCGAUGGGUCACGUGGAGGAGACUCCAGUGCCAGAAAGUGAGAUGCUUGAGUAUUUGUUGAGUAAUGAUACAAAGAGGCAGGAGACAGAAGUAGCACCUGCAGUGUUAUCACAGAUUAAAGAGGAGGAGGAGGUGGAGGAGGUGGAGGAGGAGAUGCACACGAUAGACGGGGAGAAGCGAGAGAGGUGA
Platichthys flesus (European flounder) is the source of this 2708-nucleotide messenger RNA. RefSeq lists its product as uncharacterized. Bases 30 to 2708 code for a protein of 892 amino acids. The transcript is spliced from 5 exons. NCBI's taxonomy places the organism in Eukaryota, Metazoa, Chordata, Actinopteri, Pleuronectiformes, Pleuronectidae. The record is from RefSeq and is a predicted model, not a curated record.